This is a messenger RNA of Racocetra persica, 132 nucleotides long. The record is from the annotation of a GenBank genome assembly. Lineage: Eukaryota; Fungi; Glomeromycota; Glomeromycetes; Diversisporales; Gigasporaceae.
AUGUGGAUGCUUCUUGAAGGGAAGGCAAGUGCCGUAGAAGUCGAUAUUAAUCAGAACAAUUAUAUGACUCAUAGUUUCAACUUAGACCGCCUUAAACCUAUUCUUCGUGAAAGAUUCAAAGUUCUUAAGAAU